Molecule: messenger RNA, 4540 nt
Organism: Aaosphaeria arxii CBS 175.79
Lineage: Eukaryota; Fungi; Ascomycota; Dothideomycetes; Pleosporales
Exons: 3
Coding region: 310-4422 (1370 amino acids)
Biological process (GO): early endosome to late endosome transport
Cellular component (GO): tubular endosome; early endosome; late endosome
Molecular function (GO): guanyl-nucleotide exchange factor activity; SNARE binding; phosphatidylinositol binding
Source: RefSeq, a predicted model, not a curated record
CCGCCGCCUUGCCUCUGCAUAAUCCAUCGUCCUCUGUCCAUUUAUAUUUCAUUCACUUCAGCCGUAAUUCCACUUUUCACAGUCGCGAUUCCGAGCGCUUCCAAUCAUCCAGCCUUUCGUCUUCCGUCUUCCGUCUACCUGUCCUUCCGCGGCUUUGCGCAUUCGGAAUCUUUCCAACAUCCUCAUCAGGCACCUACGUACCACCGACUCGAGAUUCGCCUUCCGCACCGGCUCGUCCGGUCAAGAUUAUUAGGACACAUGGUCCUUGUUCGUUGAUACCCCCGUCAACUUACCAUCGAUGUCGUUUGAAUGCCGCCCGUCCUCAAUCCUUUCCUGCGGGCCUUCUUCCGGAGCACAAUCCCCAGCCAGUGCUCUCCGGUUCACCACCAUGUCCUGCUAGUACCCACCACCGAAGUCCUCCUCACUUCCCGAGAUCGCGAUACCAAUGCUUCGUAUGCCGACCUGAGCGGGUCGGAGGAGUUUCUGGCCAGCCAUGUUCUUCGAGUACCUGGCGGCGUGGGACCGAACAAUCAUGUAAAGGAUGGAGCCACCUUCCGCGAAAGUCGAGGCAAAGCCAAGCAGUACUCUACUGCGAAUGGGCGAACGGUGAUAAUCAAGGAUGCAUUCGUCUACAGUAAUAAAGGCUUCAAGUCAUUGAACCAAGCGCAAUUACUGAAUGACACCAUCUUCUACCCUGAUGCAUUCGAUGCUCAACCCUGGCUCGUUUACUACAUUUCGCGACCGUUGAUAGGCGCCUAUGAGGCGGCACCAAUUAUACCUGCGUCGUUACCAGUGAAGAAUGGCAAUGGACAACAAGCACAAGCCGCAGCGGGCUCUUCGAUCGGAUCCAGUGCAGCCAUGCCCCGGAAGAAGGAUAUAAAAUCAUUUGGAGACUUGUUGAACCAUUUCCCUAUGAUCGCGAGGCAGAUGCAUCCGGGAUUGGAAAGGCUGUUCAAAGAAUUCGCAAAGGAGCUUGAAAAGCCUUUACCGCCUACGCCAUCUCAGAGUUCCACGAGGUCAUCACUGAGUUCGCGGAGACGUGGAUCGGUCUCUUCUGGAGAAAGCGUACCCCAUUCGCUACACAGCAGCAUGUCGCAAGGCCCCAAUGGAUACAUAUCCGCACUCGAGAUUGGAGAUGAAGAGGACAUGAUGAGAAGGUCCCUGGAGACUGCCGUGACUGCAGCGAUUGACCUUUUCCAGAUGGUUGACAAACAGCAGCUUUCGCUGCUCGGCGCGACGACCGAUUUAACUGGGCCUAUAGUUGAACGUAUGAUCGAGCGAUACAUCACCGAGCAAGUCCACCAUGCAAUACUAUUCCCUAGAGUAUGCUCAAUACGGCGCCACGACGAUAUGGAGCUCGAAAGUCGUAUGCGACAGAUGUUGGAUAUUGAUAUUUCGCAAGUUGGGAUUGACAUCGGCAAUGGACGUCGAGGCAAACAAGAGUUGGCCAUUCGUCUCUCUCGAGCAGUCGAUGUUUUCAAGAAGAUGGGAGUUGCCGGAAGCCCGCAAGAGAUGCUCGAGAUUAUACUCUCCGUCCAAAAACAUAUCACGAUGCCUGACAUGAGUACGGAAGCAGUCGCGAAUAAAAGAGUUGGUUCGAAUGGUGAAGCAUAUUCGGAAAAGCAGGAUCAUCUGCUCACUAUCAACGCGGACACACUCGUGUCUUUACUGCUUAUUGUGGUGAUAAGAUCACCCGUUAGGCAUCUUCAAGCACGACUGUCUUACAUGCGACAUUUCAUCUUUAUUGAUGAUGUUGAAAGCGGUGAAAUGGGCUACGCUCUCAGCACAUUUGAAGCCGUGCUCUCUUAUCUAGCCACAGAUUCCGGUGGGCUGCGCAAGGCAAGCCGGAGAAACAGAAAACUGUGGCAAGCCACGAAGUCUGGAGAUGUGGAAACUAUUCAGGGCGUGCUGGAGCCAGAAAGGUCAUGGCAUGCAGACGAAUUUAUCUAUUCAGAUGACGAAAUCGAAGAAUACCAGGAUCCUCGUCCUGUUCGGUUCGCAGCUAGUCUUACUGAUCUGUCUAGCUUUGAAGGCACGACCGUCAAUGGUGACGAUUAUCCUGAACGAAGCCACCGAGGCUCUUCCCUUCGACAGCACAAGGGAGAGGACGGCCCUCUUGCACACAUUUUCCCAUUCCAGCGAGCUGCCACUCCGCCAUUAGGAAAUCAAGCAAAAGCGAAGAAGAGGGUUUCCAUGGACACACGGAGUAUGUCCAGUUCCUCAGGCUAUUCCUUCAGAUCCCGAACAACGAUCGAUUCUCGUGGAAGCGAGCUCGAAGGCGAUACCUCAAUUGAGAAACUCUCCAAGACCCAAGGCAGCGACGGCGAAUCGGUGUUGAUGAUGGCAAUCGAGAACAAGCAAGACAAGUCUCUGAACUACUUGCUCAAUUUGACAGACUAUUAUCCAUUAGACUUUGUUCUGGAUGAUUGUAAUAACGAAGGAACGACUCUUUUAAGCGCAGCGAUUCAGCACGCUCAUGCUAAGACGACUAACACCCUGCUCAAUUAUAUCCUGACGAACGCCCCCAGCGAUGAAGCGAUAAAAGAGUACUUCAGCAGGCGGGACGCGAAGGGUAGGUGUAUGGCUCACUACUUAUUCAACCAACCACAUCUCAUAGAUCGCAUCGGGCAUCUCGUACCUUGGACGUUGAAGGACAAAAAUGGCCAGACUCCUGUGUUUGCUCUUUGCAGAUCAUACGAUCAUGAUCAAUAUAGAUAUAUGGUGGACAGGGCCUUGUUCGCUUCCACACACGCACAAGGCGACGGCCAACCCUUACACCUUGACGAGCAUAUCGACAACAAAGGCAAUACGCUUUUGCAUAUCAUCAAUGAUCCCCACAUCGCGGUCAAGCUCCUUUACCGAUGCGACUCCGAUGUCAACGCACCAAACGACAAACACUUCACGCCUCUCAUGGUGGCUAGCAAGUAUGGACGAACAGAUCUUGUGCGAGUGCUGUUUCAAGAUGCAAGGGUGGAUCUCUCGGUGAAAGAUGUCCGAGGCCUGACGGCGGUCGAACUUGCAAAGGACGACGAUGUACGCAAUCGCAUAGACGACCUUGUUUUACUUUCGAACGAACCUGGCCCGGACGGACGAACAACUACUGUCGUGCGGUCCUUCUUUGUCGAGGAUGGUAGCAUCCGUCUCGUACUAAAAUCUGGUGCACCCAACGGCAAUUCUACCAUUACCGUGACAACAUGCCGCCGGUCACUGCAAGACUUUGAGAGUCUCGCAAAAUGGCUCGGCCAAGAACAUCCUGCAUCAUGGCUACCUGUGGUCGCAAAUUUGGCUUCUCCGUUUUUAAUCCCAUCAAGGCCCUCACGCUCCAUCCUUCGAGAUAUUCAGCUUCGGCUAGAUGCAUUCCUCAAGAUUUUACUCACACAUCCAACUUUCUCGACGCAUGAGAUGGUGUGGGAGUUUUUCCUUGUUCCAGACAUAGACACCUCGAUGCUGGCGGAGCGGUCGGCGCAGAAGGCCGAGAUCAGGCAAGAGCGAAUCAAGGAGGAGUACACGCCUCUCUACGAUGUUCGUGAGGUGGAGUUGUUUGUCCAACAUGCCCGCGAGCAGGUGCGAUCUGUGCAUCAUGCCACCAAAUCGGUCCUCCGAAGGACGAACAAGAUCCGUUCGGCGGCCGCAGAUCUAGCUGAAGCUUCACGACUCUCUGAUACCGCUAUUCACACUCUCACUUUCCUUCCUGAGAAGCACCUGACAGCGAUGACGCGAUAUACAAAGACUCUCACACAGAGUGAGGCUAGUCCGAUCUCCGGCUUCUACUACAGCAUGCAUGCCAUAUCCGGUGCCAUCAAUGCUAUCUUGGUAGCUUUAAAUCGACCUUCCACACUCAUUUCUUCCAUGUCAGCGACGCAGAAAGCAGUCGAUCGGCAUAACCUGUCCAUCCGUAGGUCAGACCGUUGGCCGCUAGGUCUCCUCGAUGACGCGAGAGGCCGAGUGCAACGGGAUGCACAAGACAAGAUGGAGCGAGCGUCUGAGGAACUGGCCACCCUUGGAAGGGAACUAAGAUACACUCAACAGGUAGUCGCGAGCGAAUUGGCAAGUUGGCAGGAGGGCCGGGUCGGAAUGGGAAAGAAGGCCCUGAAAGACCUAGCAAGGAAGAUGGUGGUCACAGAAAAGGCCAGGCUAGAGAGCAUGAGGCGGGCUGUGAGGGAAUUAGGAAUCUGCCAGCCCGCUCCCAUCGCAGUGCCUGUCGAGUACAGCCCAGUGGAAGACCCUGGCAUCGCCGUCACUGAAUCGGAAGCCAAUCGCAACAGGCCCAAGGAUGUUUCGGACGAGGCUCCGGUUCCAGAAGAGGAACUGACAAACGGUGUUGGCCCAAUUCCCGAGGAGUUUCUCUUGCCAGAAGACGUAGAUGCCGAAGCUCCUGAUCCGGGCCUUCCCAAUCACUCCACAGUGAACUCUGUUGUGUAGUAGCAGAUUAAUUUCUUCUCUUUGAUUAGAUCUCUACACCAUUACAAGGACUUUUCCGGUCUUUUAUGUAUAUAUCUUUUAUUAAUAUCUCCAUCUUAUUUCAUCAACCUAUUCCCUU